AUGACCGCUACUCCUGCCCAUCACGUGACGCGCCUAGUGGAAGCGAAACCCAGGUUUGGCCAGCUCUGUGAACUGGCAGAACCUGGUCUUCGCUUCGACCAGGCGGGUCACGUGACGGGCAGGAGUAGUGAUGCGGCUCGCUUCAUCGUUGCGCCGAGGAUGCGACGAUAGCACUUGAUGACGAGGCCAUUGUUGAUCAAAACAAUAUGACAAGUAGGAUUGAGUGCCUGGAUCUGUUUCUCAGCAGAGUUCGUGGAGCACAAGCAAGAAGGUCUUCUUUUGUUGAGCGAGAGCACGAAAAGUGGACAGUCAGCAACCCAAGCAUCGUUUCCACCGAGACGCAGUGACUCGUGCGUUGGAGCAUACGUCGCGUCUUGCUCGCCGCAUGUAGCGGAAGAAGUUGGCGUACGGUGGCUUGAGCAUAUCGAUCGUCCUGUUCUCGCCCUACUCCCGUGGGUGGCAUCGAGCUAUCUCGGCUAGGUUUGUCGGAGGGUACUCCCAAGGCCCAAGAAUGUGGCGUCUUGCAGCAGCGGAGGUGGCGGUGCCGCUGUAGCUCGUAGACUUUGUAGUCUACCACAGAGGUUACACUGCUGUCACCGCUCUAUCACAGAGGUUGGUCUACACUGCUGUGAAAUCGGUAGGCCCGAGCGAGCUUUGGAAAGAGAAAUGCAGAUAGAUGUUCUUAUCAACUGACUCCCUGGUCAGGCUUUGAUGGGUGCUAGAUGAGAGUGAGCACAAGGGGCGAAGGCGCGCUUGUGUCUCAUCUCAACAACAAAAC
This is a messenger RNA of Ectocarpus sp. CCAP 1310/34, 778 nucleotides long. The record is from the annotation of a GenBank genome assembly. NCBI's taxonomy places the organism in Eukaryota, Phaeophyceae, Ectocarpales, Ectocarpaceae.